AGUGAUAUCCUGCUAUAUUACAGGUGGCUGCUGUAAAAGUGAAGCAGUGACAUCACAUAGUGAGACAGGCAGGGGGGCUACAAUAUAAAGGCUCAAACACAGCAUCAACCAUCCCCAGAGACAGGAAAGGUGAGGUAGACAGGGUCGUUCAGGAAGUUCGAUAAGGUGAACAGAUUUUUGAAGGAAUAACCAAGCAAAAAAAGGUGUAGAAAGAAAUUUAGUUGUAUGUUACUUCUGUUGUGAAGCUGCAGGUGGAGAUAAGAGGCAGAGAAAGGCCGAAUAGUCAGCCAGGAAGGCCAACGGGUGUACUGAAUUUUUUAACGUUUGAAAAGCUCGGUAACAGACAAAGAGUGGACCAGACUGACAUCGGACCUUCAAUUUUAGAAGUCAGAUCCUUGUUUUUUGUCAGUUUUGUUCAGUUUUGUUAAUGCCAUCCUUUUGGAAGAACCAUCUUAAGUUGAGUUUUUAAGUCCACAAGAUACUUCUCAAACCCCAGGAGUUGUUACUAUCAGAGGCGGUUCAAGCAUCAGUGCCAAAAUGUGUUCGGGCAGCUUUGCCAAGUGUCUGGGGAUCACUCUGAUACCUCUGGCGAUUGUGUGUGUGCUGUGUAACAUCCUGCUCUUCUUCCCGAGUGGAGAGCCUGCGGAGCACGAUCACAUCACAGACGAAGUGUUUUACUGUGGAGGCAUUCUUGGAUCUGGAGUGCUUAUGAUUUUCCCAGCUCUGGUCUUCCUGGGUCUGAAGAACAAUGACUGCUGCGGUUGCUGUGGCAAUGAAAGCUGUGGGCGGAGAUUUGCGAUGCUGAGCUCCAUACUGUUUGCAGCUGUGGGUGUUAUGGGGGCCGGUUACUCCGUCAUAGUUUCUGCUGUUGCUAUAAACCAGGGACCUAAGUGUUAUCAUGAGACGAAUGGAACGCAGGAGUGGGGGUAUCCCUUCAUGGAAAACGACUACCUGUCUGACAAACAAUUAUGGUCGCAGUGCCUACAGCCAAAGGAGAUUGUGCACUGGCAUCUCUCCCUGUUCUCUGUGCUGCUGGUGAUGGGUAUAAUCCAGAUGGCGCUGUGUGCUGUGCAGGUGGUGAACGGCCUGCUGGGAGCUCUGUGUGGCGACUGCUGUGGCUGCUGUGGAGGGAGCGAUGGAGCUGUCUGAGAGCUUCCUGCGGCUGUGAGAAUCAGAGUGCAGCUGUUCUUCCUGUAUUUAUUCUGGUUUUAGGAGGAUGACAGUUUCUUGCUUUAUGCUACAGUCAUACGUUUUUUUGGCCUAAGAGCUCAUGAUUGCAGUGUGAGAAUAAUCUGACAACACUGGUGAAAUGACAGAGCUCGGGUUUAAAGGGAUACUUAUUUACUCUCUAGCAAACACUAAUCACUCCAUCUUCUCAUUAUUAGAUUUGAAUGUGUGUUUUCUGCCAUCUUUUGGUUCUUAUGUCAUUUCUAAAACUGAUCUUUCUAUCUCUUGCAUUUAGUUUCAGUGAACUCAUUAAAUCAAUAAACAUUUAUAUUAUAUUUUUGAUAUGAAUAUGUAGAGCAGAAGGGGUCAUGAGACGUGAUUGCGCUUUUAAUGUUAUGUUUUAAUAUCUACGCUAAUAUUAACAAACUUGUUGGCAAAAUAUAUGAUUCAUUCUCUAAUUAUCAAGAUGUAGAGUCACUGUUGAGAUAAGAAACUAUAGUUUAUGUUGCAUGACUGCCCCCUGUUGUGCAUUUUGGUGUUGUGUAUAAGUCUGAAGGUGAUUGAAGACUGUACAGCAGUGGUCACCAACCCUGCUCCUGGAAAGCUACUGCCCUGCAUGUUUUAGGUAUCGGCCCACUCUAACACACCUGAUUCUAAUUAUUAGCUCAUUAUCGAGCAGUUGAAGCUCAUCAAGGGCUACAACACGCAGGGCAAUAGCUCUCCAGGAGCAGGAUUGGUGAGCACUGUUGUACUGCAAUAGUAUGCAUUCAGGAGAUAGAGUACCUGUAUUUGUGGAAAAAUGAUUAUAUUAGUGAUUCUGAAACUGUCUGUUGCAACAAAUUUCACAAGUUAUGGAUUUAAACAAAUGCGUUGUAACGUUUUUUCCACUCUGAACUCUUUGUUUUCUCAGUUAGUGGUGUUACUAAAGGACUUUUUUUCAUAUUACUUUUACACUGAUAUUACUUAACAAAUUGCUGAGAAUACACAUGAAUAUCACUGGGAUUUUGCACUUCUCUUUUAUACACUCUUUCAUAAGGCAUGUCGGCCUUCUUACAUGACACUAGCUUGUGUGAUCUUUCAUUAAAGUAUAUAUUUCUCUAA
Molecule: messenger RNA, 2268 nt
Organism: Scomber scombrus (Atlantic mackerel)
Lineage: Eukaryota; Metazoa; Chordata; Actinopteri; Scombriformes; Scombridae
Gene: tm4sf4
Product: transmembrane 4 L six family member 4
Exons: 5
Coding region: 538-1149 (203 amino acids)
Cellular component (GO): membrane
Source: RefSeq, a predicted model, not a curated record